AGGGAUUGGCUCAAGAGGGCAGUAGCUGGCUGCUAUGACAUCAUUGGUGAACUUUGAUGAAGAGAACGCGAAGGCUGUGAUCACCUCCCCGCGGUCCCUGCAGGCAUGCAAGCAGGAGGGCAUCUUGCCGGAGGAGCUGAUCUACAAGCCAGUGGAGGCCUUCCAGGACAAGAACCUCUCACCCCGCUUGGUGAAGCUGAGGUAUGACUUCUUCGAGGCGAAGCGCCGGGACCUGCUCGCGGCGGCGCGCCAGGCGCGGGAGGUGCUGCUGGCGGACUGGGAGAAGGAGGGCUCCGACUCGCAGCUGCAGAUGGUUGCCCAGGAGAGCGGCCUCAGCAAAGGGGCCAUCCUGGCGCUAAACAGCGACACCUUGAAGCUGGAGCGCCAAAAGCUGCUCAAGGCCCAGGAGAUCGAGCGGAAGUGGCUGAGCCAAGCCUUGGACUGCGAGCUGAAGCAGCUCAAGGCCCUGGAGUCGGCCAACGAGUUCCUGGACUCCGCCGCCAAGGACCAGCAGGCGCUGAUGCGGGAGCAGAGCCGCAAGAUGAAGGAGAUGAACGACCGCCGGGCCGCCGAGGAGGAGCGGAAGCAGCUGGAGAUGGAGGCCCGCGCCAAGCUGGAGAAGCAGCUGGCCAAGGAAGAGUUUCACAAGCAGCAGCUGGAGAUGCAGCACAAGAGGAAGUUGGAGGCACAGAGAGCGAAGGAGCUCCAUGAUCGGCAGAUGAAGGAGGCGGAGAGGAAACGCGAGCUGGAGAGGGAGAAGGAGAGGAAGCGCGAGCAGGAGGCGAGGGAGCUCCAGGCGCGGAAGGACGAGAUGAAAGCGCAGGACCAGAGGAGGAUCGAUUUGAUGAACCAGAAGCAGGAGGCCUUCCAGGAGCUGAUGAGGGAACGAAAGGAGGCCAGAGACAUGAAGAUCUGCAAGAGCAUCCUGCAGAAUCAGUCCAUCGAGCGGAAGCGCAGGGAGGACUUUGAGAAGAAGCAGCAGGAGGAAGCCAACAGAGAGGAAAGGCUCAUGCAAGCCAUGGCCGAGAAGCAGGAGGAGAACGCCAAGAAAUCCUUCCAGACUAUGAUGCGGCGGCGGAUCAUCGCGGACGAGGCCUCGCGGAAGGCGGAGGAGCGGCGCAACUCGAUUUUGGACCAGCAGGAAGAGACUGAGUACCGGCUCAUGGAGCACGAUGCCAAGAAGGAGCGCUACUUGGAUUUCAAGCGAGAGCUGGACGGCCUCCGCGCCAAGAACAAGGAUAUCAACGUGGAGCGGCAAAGGCGCCGAGAGCAGGCGGAGAGGGAGGCCAUCGCCGAGGCGGUGAAGAAGAAGGAUGAGAAGAUCGACCACCUGAAUGUGGAGCGGCAUCGCAUGUGGGAGCUCAGAAGGGCCGCGCAGGCAGAGGCAUACAAAGCGAGGGAGCUUGUGAAGGACGAGAUCUUGAAGCAGCGUAUUGAGUCCAAGUUUGACUCCAAGCGCUUGGAGAACAAGCUGGGCUCCUUGAUGCAGAGCGACCUCUUCAGUGCCAAGAUCUUGCAGAGCAGCUCGCUGCCCUCGCUACACUGAGCCUAUCCGAUGGGCGCCGACAUCCCCACUUUCAAACUGGGCGGAGGGGAGUUGAAACCCUGGAAUGCUGUCUGGGGU
Messenger RNA from Effrenium voratum, 1624 nucleotides. The record is from the annotation of a GenBank genome assembly. NCBI's taxonomy places the organism in Eukaryota, Dinophyceae, Suessiales, Symbiodiniaceae.